This is a messenger RNA of Anguilla rostrata (American eel), 8098 nucleotides long. RefSeq lists its product as uncharacterized. Gene Ontology annotation, cellular component: external side of plasma membrane. Gene Ontology annotation, biological process: positive regulation of T cell proliferation; T cell costimulation; negative regulation of T cell proliferation. The record is from RefSeq and is a predicted model, not a curated record. The transcript has 7 exons. NCBI's taxonomy places the organism in Eukaryota, Metazoa, Chordata, Actinopteri, Anguilliformes, Anguillidae. Bases 5163 to 7247 code for a protein of 694 amino acids.
AUGGACUGCAUUUUAUCCAAAGCGCUUUAUAAUUGAUGCCUCUCAUUCACCAGAGCAGUUAGGGGUUAGGUGUCUUGCUCAGAGACACUUCGACACGCCCAGGGCAGGGAUCGAACCGGCAACCCUCCGACUGCCCGACUCUUACCUCCUGAGCUAUGUCACCUAUUUCAAGGCCGCUCCAUUCACACCAGCGAAUGGAGGAAAGUCUAAUUGAAUAAUUAGCAAAUACAAUUACAAUAUCCAACAGGUCUGAAAAACUCAAAGUGAGUGCAGGCUAUUAGAAUAUUACAGUAUUAGAGUUCCCUGGCCUGCACGUCUUAAAAAUGAAAAAAUUCUUCAUCUUCUUGUAACCUGAACCAAAAGUAAUCAUGUUUGGUAUGGGUAUAUUUUAACACUCACAACGAAGGUUGGGGUACAAAGUAUAUCCACCUUUCUUGCAUUGCUAAAUAAUUAUCCAACUAGAUCAAAAUUGAAUAAAUAUUUACCAAAGUUCUCCAGAGAUGCUGCAGACGAGGUGCCCUAUGUGCAGACCUCUAGAUCUGCAUUUGUAAGCUGUGCUAAUCCUGCAGCGAUGCCCCAUGCAGCUACUACUUCGCUUGCAGUGGACUGCCUCAAAGUGACUGUAAGUCUACCCAUUUAAAGAAAAGGACUUGUAAGAGCCACUUGAUAGCCUUGCUGUUUUUCAUUAGGAUGUCUCAAACAUCUCAAACCUGUGAAGGAACCUGCCAGCUGUGAAGGUGGCCAUCGAGAAAGAUCCUGUGGCAUGGGGCCUGCACACAGUCUGUGCCACAUACAGAUUUGUUGCUGUGUUCCACCUCAAAGCGGAUAUCCUUUUCCGUCUCAGUCGAUUGUACAAACUGUUCUGAAGAAAGGGCGUCAACUUCCUAAUGAUCAAACGAUACGCACGUUGCUCUCGCAUGGGUUGCUGAAGUAAUUUCCUAGACUUAAAAUAAACCUGCUCUGUUUUUAUGUAUUUUAUGUCCCUGUUACCAUGGAGACCAUCAGCCACGCUAAAGAGGUUCCAAGUUCCUUACCAUUACCAAUGCACAAGGUGACAGUGUUAACCUGAAACAAGUUGCACAUUCCACUGAUUUAAAAAAACUAUGAAACAGAAACAAAAUUCGCAAUCACAGACAAGCGCCCUUUCCAGAGAAUGUAGUCAGCAGAAGCUGAUCUAGAGAAAGACCAGAAAGAGAUGAAAAAGAUUAGCAAAAUCGGUCUGGUGGACUCAAAACGUGUGGCUCUCACAUUGCCCAUAAUUUUGAUGGUUCCAGUCAAACCAGAAUGAUGGAGCCUUGUCUUAUGCCCCACUGACCCUUUUGACUGACUGAGUACUUGAAAGUUCAUCUGUUAAGCUGCAUAUUUCUCUGUGAGAAAAUUAGUGACACCAAUGAAAAGAAGACUGGAUGAAGAACAUUCAAUAUAGAGGCAUGUUAUUAUUCUUGUUUAUGAUUAAUUACAAUUCACUUUUACCUACGAUAAGCUGAUGGGCUGUUGAAUACAAUUCAUUUAGACAACAAUCCUCUGUCAGGCCUUCCAGUGAGUACAAUGAAUCUUAAGUAUUAGUAGUUACACUUAUCCAAACUUUUAUUAUAUGAAAUUCAUGAAUUGUCACUACAGAGGAAUGCACACCUGAAGGAUGCACUAGUCUUCCUAGCGUGGACAAACUGCAAUGGGCCAGAGCACUUCCUUCUAUGUGUCAGUAAUAAGCAGAGAAAUUACAUUUGAAAUCACUGCAGAUAGCUAUGAAAUCUUGGUUAAUAAUUAUAUUGUUUAUGCUUCUUUCUGCAUUACCCAUUAUAGGUGUUGAAGCCAGCCAAGAGAGAGAUUCUCUUGCUGGACUCUCAGUUUGCCCUCUGGCCUUCAGGUUUUGGUGAUGCGGAGUACAGAGCCAUCUUUAGGUCCCUACGUAAUAAAUAAUUCAGGCCACGGCUCUAUUCUGGCCACCUCUCAUUCUGACCGUAUUUCUGUUCUGGCCACAUUCCUGUUCUGACCGUGUUCUUGUUCUGAACAUGUUCCUGUUCUGGCCAUGUUCCUGUUCUGGCCAUGUUCCCACUAUAUCUUUUGAGAUUUGCUAUUGAUGUCGUUCAUAUGUUUUGCUAAGUUCCCAUGGCCUGCUCAUUUGAUCAGUUACUGACCGUGUUCAUAAGUUUGAGUUUAUAGUAGGCAUUGUGAGUUUUAUUUUUGACAGGACUGAUUUUAUUUAUUGCAGGGACAUUGCUCUGCAUUAUUCCUGGAUGCUGAAGUGAGAGGACUGGAAGGGACAUGCAGGUAUAAUACAAUUUCUUCUCCAUGUAAUAGCAGUGUCUUGUAAUAACGUCUAAAAAUAUGACUUUACAUGACGUAAAAUGUGUGUUAUCAGGAUAUCCCACAACAGACAUCCAGGAAUGACUGGCAUUUUCAUGCUCAUGGUAAUUUGAGUUUUAGGUAAAUACUGGAUAUGUGCCCAGAACAAAAUUGAAGGAAAUAUAUAAAAUCUGGAAAAUAUAUAUGUGGUGUGGGGAUAGCUGGUUUAAGCAGCCACACCUGCCCUGGGUCAAGCUGCUUAGACCUGGCUAGUUAGAUAAUUGGUUAGGAAUUAGAUAAUUGGCCAGGCUAAUUGGACCCCGGGAACAGGGGUGGCUGCACCUGUGCGUAGUGAGGCAAUCAGUGCGCACAGGUUAAAUCUGCCAUCCCCACCCACACAAAGGAGAGCCUCUGUCAUGACAGUUUUUAGCAUCUGCUCAGUUGGCUGUAACAUCUUGCCACCCUCGUAAAUAAACGUGGUCUGUUUGAACAUCAUCAUCUCCCUGUGUCUCUGUGCUGGAGGGCCCCUUGGAAAGCCACUUUGGUGGCCUGUGGCAGGCUUGUUUGCCACUAUAUAUAUAUAUAUUUUUUUCAGUAUGCCCUCUGCAUGUGUAUGGAUGUUCCAUUCCACUUCAGUAUGGUCAGUAUUUGAACAUCUACAGAAUCAAAAUGACAUAAAUAUGUUACCAUGUGAAACUAGUGUAAUCCUUUUUGCUGUAUCUGCUGUAGCUGGACAUGCAUUCAAUCCGGUGGUGUGUCCUCCUUAUGGAGCGCUUUUGGAUAGACGGGUAUGACAGCUACAAGAAAUACAUGAUUGAUUGCUUUUCUUUAAUAUUUACAGAGACUGGAAAAUGUGCUAACAUUUUUCAUCAUUUUCAUUAAAGCCACAGCCAGAGGUUUGCUUUCUGGACAGAUGAGGCGAGUUGUCUGUUACAGGACAUUCUUCAGCCGGUGUACCGGGUGGGCAAGGGAACUACCAUGGAGGUCCCAGCACGUAUCCAGGCCAUCGCUGAGCGGACAGCCACCGAGCAGGCGCUGGUUCACUUCAUUGUCAAGGAGCGCGGGACCGAGGAACAACUACUGGCAAUCAUCAGUGACAAGGAACCCUCCAAGUGGCUGAUGGGUUUCCAAGGGAAGUCGCCUUACAAAGUCCCAGUGUACCUUGACAAUGACGCCCAGCAGGACAGGUUGAUCAAGUACCUUGAAACUGUCCUGAACAGUAUAUCCUCUCCAGUUGUCAUCAGGAAUCAUAUACUGUUCAUUCUAGAGGUGCUGCUCCCAGAGGUGAGACUCAUAUCACACACUGAUGCAAUCAGACUGGAUGAAGUGCAAGACAUAGGCUAUAAGGACCUUAAUUACUUUUCCCAUACAAGGCUAUCAUCGGUGCACUUUCUGCUCUUGGGAAGAUGACCCUGCAGAAGGCGGCGGAGCAGUUCUAAAACUAAUAACUGGUUGGAACAAAAACCACGACGCAGACAGUCCUCCAGGACCGGAAUCAUUCUUGGGAAACACAUUACAGUGGCAUAUUUAAUGUCACCUCUGUCAUCAAACAAAACUAGUAGUACUGCAUGUACUAGGCUGUAAUGACGAAUAAUUUCUGUUUCGAUGGCUUGUAGACUAUGCUUAACAUGUUAGGGGAUUACUUAUUCUUCUACGACAGCGGUUGAACAUACACAAGUUUAUACAUGCUAUGGCUUGUAAACAGACUGUGCUGCAUGCGAUCUAGCAAGAAACAUAUAUAGAUAGCCAGCGAGACACCCCGAUAUAGUUAACUAGCAAGCUAGCUGGAAGAGCUUCUCUUAUAGAAAUAGCUUCCAUUCCUAGCUAGCCAGCUAGCUAGCGAUCUCAAACUGUCUCGCAAGCUAUCCAUUUCUCUUGCGAGCUAGCUGGUGAUCUGUGAAUCUCGCAAUAGAGAGAGAGACAGGCGAUGGCUAGCUAGCUAAUAAAACAUUUUUGUAUGCGUCUACGGCAAAUACAAACAAAAGUAACCAUUCACAUUUUGACAGAGAGAUCAGACCAUAGACCAUAGACUGUAGAUCAGUCUGUAGAUGGGCUUUUCCGCACCGGACUGUCAAUCACAUUGUAAAAAUCUCAAGACCGCUUAACUCUAUGGUUUUGGCUCAAAUCGAACAUGCCGCCCGCAUUGAGCUUCAAAACGUGUUUUACAGACCCACGGAGCGCCAAUGGGUGACGUCACAGUAGCGUUGUCCAUAUUUUUUUUUACAGUCUCUGAUCAGUCCAAGCGGCGCAACGUAACGGCUACACGUAACACGUAAGGAAACGUAACCCCGGAAGUGAAUAGGGGGAAAGAAAUUUGGCCUGACAGUAAAUUAGACGUCUUUUCUCCGCUGGUUAGCUUCGCAUGUCUGGCUAAAGUUAACUUCGAUACGUAGUUCUUCAUACUAUUAGACUGCUGAUGCCCACAUUUCUUCCCCCUUCCAAAUUUUAGUUUGGCCUGAGAAGUCCCCUGCCUGCAGGCAGACCCUUCUCCCGGAAAUACCACACCUUCAAAAUGGCGAAUAGGAAAGCAGUGCAUUUAUUGAUGCGCAAUGACAAAAUUACCGAAAACUAUGAACGCUAAAAAAAAAAAAGCGAUAACGGUGAUUUUUUCAUUGGAUGGGCAGAUAAUUCCUUUUAGUUAGUUUUGGCAGGGAUAGGCAUCAGCAGUCUAAUACCAGCGGAGAAAAGACGAUUAUAUGAAUAAUAGCAUAACUGUAGGUGUCUUCAGACUUUUGGUCCCCAUGCACUGUAUGUUGCCGCUUAGUUUUUAAAUAAAAACUACUUCAGAUUUUUGGAGUGCUCUGCACAUGUAUUAUGCAUAAAGUGAUUCAUUUAUUUUGUGUACGCGCAUAGCCGGAUUCCCAGCCGGAAAUGAGAUGUGCAAGUUUUUGGGUCCUUUUGGCUUCCCUCCCCUAGCCCAGCUGGCAGCAUCUCCAGGCUACUCUGGCUGCAUGUUUGUGAACAUCGGCCGUUCCCUCACUCUCCCCUGCCGUGGAGCCCCCAGCAGGGAUGUGGAGUGGUGCUUUCAGCAGAAUGAGUAUCCUGACUGGCUGGAUGUGGCUGACCUCUACACCGGAUCCUUUUUCUCUGGAAACGGCUUCAAGGGACGGGUGGAAUCCUUCCACUUAAAAAAUCCGGGAAACUACAGCCUCACCCUCAGGCCUGUGGUGUACAGUGACCUCGGCAUUUACAAAUGCCAGUACAGGGAUGAGACUGAGAUUGUUCUUUCAGAUGUGAAACUAGAAAUUAGAGUCCCAUCAAAUGUUUCCGUAGCGAUGGGAAUGUCCGCCAGUCUUCCUUGUUUUGGGAAAAUUAAUAUACAAGCACGUGUUGUUGAUCUGGAUUUCCUCUGGAAGAGAGGUGGAGAGAACGUUUACCAGCUCCUUAAGAACACCACCACAUAUGGGCCCAGGUUUGAGAACAGAGCUUCAGUUUCCCCAGAACAAGCCGUCUAUGGAAACAUGUCUUUAACCAUCAGACAGACACGGUUUUCAGAUGAAGGCGACUACCAGUGCUUCUACAACAGUCCGAAAGAGAGGGGGAAUCCAGAUUCUGCCAGUCUGGUUGUGACAGGCCACCCACCCCAGAACCUCACAGUGAAGGCCGGUGGUUUGCUCUCCAUACCGCUCUAUGCCGCAGACCCAGUGAGGGUAACAUUCAGUGCAGGCCUUGGUUCAGAUGAGGUGCUGAUGCUCGAUGCAAAUAAAGGCCCAGCCAGGUAUGGGGAGCGUUGUGCUCAGAGAUGUGAGCUUCUGGCCCACGACUACACCCUUUUGCUGAGGAGUGUGACACUGGAGGAUGCCGGAGUCUACAAGGUGACCGAUCCUGAGACCAACAGGACCAUCGGCUCUGUCUCUCUGGAAGUCUCAGGACUCUCUGCUGGAGAAGUGGCUGGGAUAGUGGUGGGAGUGUUGGUGUUGCUGCUGAUUCUGGCUGGCAGUGCCUUUGCAGUCUGGUGGUUCUUCAUAAAAAACACAGAAAACUCUCGAAAUUUAGAUUGUUUCCAUGCAGCCAGAACAGGACAACGUGAACAAUGUGGACAACGUGAACAACGUGAACUACUUGGACAACGUGGACAACGUGGACAACGUGAACAAAGCCAGCCAGCCACCCCCAGAAGCAGCCAGCCAGCCAGCCAGCCAGCCACCCCCAGAAGCAGCCAGCCAGCCAGCCAGCCAGCCACCCCCAGAAGCAGCCAGCCAGCCAGCCACCUCCAGCAGCAGGCAGCCAGCCAGCCAGCCAGCCACCCCCAGAAGCAGCCAGCCAGCCAGCCACCCCCAGCAGCCAGCCAGCCAGCCAGCCACCCCCAGCAGCAGCCCAGCCAGCCAGCCCAGCCACCCCCAGCAGCAGCCAGCCAGCCAGCCAGCCACCCCCAGCUGCAGCCAGCCAGCCAGCCAGCCACCCCCAGCAGCAGCCAGCCAGCCAGCCAGCCACCCCCAGCAGCAGCAGCCAGCCAGCCAGCCAGCCAGCCACCCCCAGAAGCAGUCAGCCAGCCAGCCAGCCACCGCCAGCCAGCCAGCCAGCCACCACCCCAGCAGCCAGCCCAGCCAGCCAGCCACCCCCAGAAGCAGCCAGCCAGCCAGCCAGCCACCCCCAGCAGCAGCCAGCCAGCCAGCCACCCCCAGAAGCAGCCAGCCAGCCAGCCAGCCAGCCACCCCCAGCAGCCAGCCAGCCACCUCCAGCAGCAGCCAGCCAGCCAGCCAGCCACCCCCAGCAGCAGCCAGCCAGCCAGCCAGCCACCCCCAGAAGCAGCCAGCCAGCUAGCCAGCCAGCCACCCCCAGCAGCCAGAAGUAGCCAGCCAGCCAGCCAGCCAGCCACCCCCAGCAGCAGCCAGCCAGCCAGCCACCCCCAGAAGCAGCCAGCCAGCCAGCCAGCCAGCCACCCCCAGAAGCAGCCAGCCAGCCAGCCACCCCCAGCAGCCAGCCAGCCAGCCAGCCAGCCAAACCCUAUUGCCAAGUAAAAGUGCUAGAAGACGAAUAUUUUUACAGUGACCCUUAUGUAAACUGAAUAUAAAUGGAAAAUUACAGGAGGCUAUAAAUCCUGUAACUUGUAUGCUUAAAGAAACAUUACAGAAUAAAGACUAAUAUUUGUUUAAGGGAAAAUUGGGGUAACAUUCCACAAUAACGUUAUCAUCUAAAGAACAGAAAAUCAUUGUGGUGCCAAGAAGGUCAGGCCGACCCAAGAGCAGGAAAUUAAAAUCACUGUGGUGCCAAGAAGGACAGAUGGCUGGUAUUUUAGAAAUGUGUUAAGGGGAGUUGUGGGGUACAUUUGUGUAUAAAAUGAAUAUGAAACUCACAAUCGAGGUUCAAUUCUGCAGAGUUCAUCCGGCUUUGUGCACCUGUGCAAAUAAAGUCUAACUUUUCUGAAGAGCUUGCUUCUGUGGUGUCUUUUCCCUCGUGAAGUAGUUUUCUGCAAAUUAAUCAUUGGACUUUGAAUUCUGUCGGUUCCUAGACACGACAGCAGCAGGCCCUUUAUGAGUGCUGCAGCCAUCUUUGCCAACCCGACCUCCCAUAGGGAAAAGAAAAAAGGUGCAACAUGUAGAAAUGUCCUCAUUUGAGGAUAGAAUUGUACGUGCUCUAGAGGAGGCCACCCCCCUCCCAAAAGCUUUGGAUGAGGAUGAGCUCUGCUUUCAAAGUAUCCUACGUGAGUUCCGGAAGCUCUCCCUCCAAGAAGCCAAAGCUGAAAUUUUUAAUUCACAAGCUUAUAUUUGAGGCAGGAGGGGGAGAAAAUGAAUAAUUUGCCUGACAAAAAAGAGCCGUUCCACGCUGUUUUUGGUAACUUUUUUAAUAAAAAAAUAAUUCUUUGUUUAAA